GCUUGGAGAGUGCCUACAUGGUUUGUGUGACAGCACCAGCACACAGAAGCAGCACUGAAAUGCAGUUAGCAAUACAGCUGGGAGACAGGCAGCCAGGCAGGCACUGGUCCAGUGACUAAAAUGAUCGUACCGUGAGCCAGUCUGCAGUGCCUCCAAAAGUGGCUGACUGCUACACUGGAGCUCGGCUCCCUUUGCAAUUACUCCAGUUUCUCCCGGUGACUGCAGUGUGCGCUCCGUUUUGGUUUUGUUUGCCUUUUUGUUUCUCCCUCCCACCCACCGGUCUCCCUCUCUCUCCUCCCGUGUCCUUCUCUCCAGGAUGGCGGAAGCAGAGUUGCACAAGGAAAGGCUCCAAGCCAUAGCAGAGAAAAGGAAAAGGCAGACAGAAAUAGAAGGCAAGAGACAACAGCUUGAGGACCAGAUACUUCAGCUGCAGCAUUUCAAGUCAAAAGCUCUUCGGGAAAAAUGGCUGCUACAGGGAAUUCCUGCUGGCUCUGCAGAAGAGGAAGAAGCCAGAAGGAAGCAGUCAGAAGAGGAUGAGCUGAAGGUGAAAAAGCUGGAAGAAAACAUACACAGACUGGAACAAGAAAUACAGAAAUUAGAAAGUGAAGAAUCACAAAUAUCUGCCAAAGAACAAAUAAUUCUGGAGAAACUAAAGGAGACUGAGAAAUCCUUUGACAACCUGCAAAAGAGUUUCUCCCACCAGGAUGGUGAUGCAGUAAAUUACAUUUACUCCCAGAUCCCUGAACUCCCAACCCUCUAUUCACGAACAGCACAGCCAGUUCCUGGGUGGGACGGAUCAAGCAGAGUAGCUGCUUUGUGCACCAUGGAAAUUAAUGUGGAGAAAGACAAACAGACAGGAGAGACCAAGAUUGUCUCUGCUUCACCUGUUGGCCUAGAUGAGGCCCAUCAAAGAGGAUUCAAAGUCUAUGAUGAUGGUUCCAAGGUAGUCUAUGAGGUUCACUCUGGUGGCACAGUGGUAGAAAAUGGAGUACAUAAAUUAAGCUCAAAGGACGUAGAUGAACUUAAGCAAAAAGCUGGACAAUCAAGUGUAAAAGGAGGGUAUGAAACAAUGACUGUGUCAGACAAAAAUGUGGUAGCCGAUGGAAACCUUAGCCAUAUGAAGGAGCAAAUGCUCUUCAAGGAGGCAAAGCUGGAAAUGGUACACAAAUCCAGCAGAGGAUGUGCUGUGAACCCUCAGCCACAAGACAAACCCUGUGGUGGUGAAACCCCAGAGGCCAGUGCAGAUCAGCCGGUGACAAUGAUAUUUAUGGGCUACCAGAACAUCGAUGAUGAAGAGGAGACAAAAAAAGUGUUGGGCUACGAUGAGACCAUCAAGGCAGAGCUUGUGCUAAUUGACGAAGAUGACGAGAAGUCACUGCGGGAGAAGACAGUGACUGAUGUUUCCACCAUGGAUGGGAACGCUGCUGAACUAGUCUCUGGCAGGCCCCUGUCAGACACGACAGAGCCCUCCUCUCCUGAGGGUAAGGAAGAGAGCCUGCCCUUGGAAGCUGCCCCAGGUGCGGGAGGAUUGGCUAUGCUGCUGAGGGACCCAUCGGGACCAUGCUCCUGUGAAAGUUCUGAAGCCAAGGAGGGUGCAGGGAAAUCUUCCAGAAUCCCUGAGGAUGACAUCAGGUUAAGAAAAAACAGAGACCAAAACUGUGCCAAUUUCUUGGAGCCAGCUACUGUGCUUGCUACAAAGGAAGAAAAAAUGGAAAUUGAAGUUCCAGUUUCUGAACAUAAAAGCAUCACCACAGUGGCUUCACCACAUCCAAUAGACAAUCCAACCCACUUCUUUUCCCCUGCUUCCAGCCGAAAUGGGCUUAGGGACAGGCAUGAAUCUCUGGACAGUGAAGUUGCUAAAGAGAUCAGAUACCUAGAUGAAGUGCUGGAGGCAAAUUGUUGCGAUUCUGCUGCAGACAGUACAUUUAAUGGGACAUCCUCCCCUGAACCAAGUGCAGUCUCCGUUAUGGAUGGUUCAGAAGCAUCUGCUAAUGUCAGUAAAGAGUCAGUAUCCAGUGAAAGGGAAGAAAAUGUAGCAGACAAGCAGGCAUCCCUGGAGGUUGAGACAUGUGAAGCUAGUAUAACAGAUGAGAACCUGGAAUCUAAUGGCCAUUUCUUGGGUGGACUGAAAGAAGACACUAGGGAGAGUCUGAAGGUGCCAGGAAGUCCUACUUCUUCAAACAGUUCUAGAAGAUCCUCUAAGGAUGGAGAAACAACUCUUACAACCCUUAAGAAAGAGGCAAAGUUUGAACUGCGAGCCUUCCAUGAAGACAAAAAGCCCUCAAAGCUCUUUGAAGAUGAGGAAGAGAAGGAAAAAUACAGAGUCCGCAAAGUGAGACCAUCGGAAGAAAUGAUGGAACUUGAAAAAGAAAGAAGGGAGCUCAUAAAAAGCCAGGCGGUCAAGAAAAACCCCAGUAUUGCUGCCAAAUGGUGGAACCCUCCUCAGGAGAAGCCCCUGGAGGAUCAACUGGAUGAGGAGCAUCUGGAGUCUCACAAGAAGUACAAGGAGCGCAAGGAGAGGCAGCAGCAGCAGCAAGGUGCAGCACCAACAUCCCCCAAACAGGUCAGCUGCUCAUUUGUAUCCCCAGAGCCAGUCAAUAUCAAGAAAGAAGAUAUUGUCACAGAGCAGAUUGACUUCUCGGCUGCCAGGAAGCAGUUCCAGCUGAUGGAGCAUUCAGGUCUAUCUCAGGGUCAGGCCCCACCAAGGCGUUCAGGAACACCCAAAAUGUUCUCCAUCAAACCCUUCUACAAAAGCCUCAAUUCUCCAUAUAUGGACAGGCCGAUGUCCUCUGUGACAAGACCCGUUUCAGUGUGUGGACAAACUGGACAGCUGGAGGGUACCAAUGCCACAGCUGUCAAAGCACAGAAAGUCUCCUCUAGCUCCGAAGAUGACAAAGGCACUCACACUACCACGGCUGACACAGCAAGAGAGUUACCUUGCAGUGAUAGCCCCAGAGCUGGACCAGCCUCAAAACUGUGGGCAGAGGAUGGAGAAUUCAUGAGUGCAAAGGCGGUCUUCACAAUGGUGAAGGAUGAUGGACAGGGAAUUCUAGAUCACUUCCCAAAGUCAGGCAGCACCUCUUCACCUCCAGAGGAGCUUGACUCUGGUUUGGAUGACCUGUCUGUCAGGUCUCAGGAUACCACUGUCUUGGAGACCCUUUCCAAUGACUUCAGCAUGGAUAACAUAAGUGACAGCGGUGCCUCCAAUGAGACCAUGAGCGCCCUGCAGGAAAGUUCUCUAGCGGAUUUCUCUCUGCCGCAGACCCCACAGGCCGAAACUCCAGCAGAGUGCAGGGCUGAAGGCAUCUCCAAGUCUUUCAGUGACCCUGGCUGUGAUUCACCCGCAUCUGCCUUGGCAGACUCCAUGCUGAUGGAUGACCAGCUGGAGUACCACGCUGGUCUGCUGGUUCAAAACGCCAUCCAACAAGCCAUAGCUGAGCAGGUGGAUAAAGGAAACCCAAAGGAUGAUGAAAUCCCAGCAGAGAAAGAGGUCUCAGCCAAAGAGCAGCCAGCCAGCACCAGGCCAGCUCCAGUCUCCAAGGAGCAUCAGAACCCAAUGUUUGAGCCACCCCAGGUGUCUUCACCAGUUCAAGAAAAAAGGGACACCAUACCAAAGACUUCAAAAGAGGAAGACUCAGGACUCAGGGAAGGGAAGAGUUUGCAGCAGUCACCCAUGUAUUCAGCCAGCCAGCCAUUCCUUGUGGAGGAAAACAGGCAUGAGGUCAGCUAUUUCAGCAAGUACUCAGAGGCAGCAGAGCUUCGGAGCACCGCCUCUAUCCUGGCCACACAGGAGCCUGAAGUGACCGUGGGCCCUUUCAAGUUACGGUCAAGGAAACAGCGGACUUUGUCAAUGAUAGAAGAGGAGAUCAGAGCUGCCCAGGAACGAGAAGAGGAGCUGAAGAGGCAGCGGCAGGGUCUGCAAAUGGCACCAAGCCCUGUUACAAAGAGCGCACCACCCAUGCCCACCAGAACCGUGUCUUACAAAACUGCACCAGGGAAGAUAGAGAAGAUCAAGCCUCCUCCAUCCCCCACCGCAGAAGGCCCUGCCUCACAGUUGGACCCUCCACCUGAGGAGUCUGCAGGAGCCCAGCGACCCAAGAACCUGAUGCAGACCCUCAUGGAGGAUUAUGAAACACACAAAACCAAGAGACGAGAAAGGAUGGACGACAGUGCGGUCCUCGAGGCAACCAGGGUGAACCGCAGGAAGAGCGCUCUGGCGUUGCGCUGGGAAGCUGGCAUUUAUGCCAACCGAGAGGAGGACGAAUAACCACGCUGCAGUGUGAAGACAGCAACCAGGCAUGCCGGAACCAAAAAAAAAAAAAGAGAAAGGAAGAAAGAGGAAGAAAGAAAAAAAAAAAAAAGCAAACACAAAAACCCACCAUGAAAGCAGCAGCAUUUUAGUCCAAUAUUUAUUAAAUACACGACAAACUCGAUGCACAUAGACACAGAAAUGAUCCAGCUCCUGGCAAUCCUAAAACUACAGGAAAAAACACACCUAGAAAACAGCCCCUUCUUCUUCCCUCCAUCUCCCCUCUGAAAUAAUGCAAUGGAGAGGGUGCAGGGGGUGGGAGCCCUUGGGGGUGGGCACAAGAGGGUUACUGUGCCCACGGACCAGACAGGCUGCAGGCAUGUGGCAGGAGGUCAUUCAUGGAGGAGUCUGCAGCCAGGGCUCACACUUGUAUUUCUCGCUGACUGAAUUGCCAGCCCUGCCUGCCCCCAGGACCACGGUCCACCCAGCAGCUCCUGUCAGAACCUCCUGCAGUUCCUUCGCCUCCCACAGCCACUGCACAAAGACUGUCGGCGCUAAUUCGGCAUACUCUUAUCCAGCCACAGAACACAAAGAUACUGCCCUCUGUUCUAUUUCUUUGAGGAGACUGAAGGGUUGCGUUUGGGAUUGGGUUGGUUGGUUUUUUUUGGGGGGUGGGGGGGGGUGGGUUCUGCUCCCCUUUCUACUAAUUUAUUUGUUUAAAACAAGAAAAACCCAACAAACAGGGAGGCAGUUACUGCAAAUGUACAAUCCAGCAAACUCAGUCAAACAGUCCUUGUGUUGCAAACACAAGCCAUCACAAUUUAGGAGUGGAAUAGAUGGGGAUGAGAGCUAAGCCAAAUGGAUUACCUUAGCUUUAGGAUCCUAUAUGCUUGCAAUAUCACCUGAACUCCAGGUUCUCAGAGCAUAUUUACGCAACAAAGUUUCUAAGUAGAAAAUCUGUAUUUAGCGGAUGACAACUAUUUUUUGAUGGUGGGGUGGGAAAGAAUGGCAUAUAUGUAAAAUCUUUGGAGAUGGAUAAUUUGAAGUAGAAAAGUAGUGGGAAGGGAUACAAAUAAAGGACAUUUAAUUUUUAAAUGAGGCAAUAAAUGAACUAAGCCAGACUCUGGCCUAGAAAGAGGUAUGAAAUAAAGAAGAAAGAUAGUUAUGUCUUCAACUAUAUUUAUACAACUUUGAAAGCCUUUGAAGUAGAGUGCUUUGUGGAAGUCUUCACGUUUCCAGGCAACAAAAAAGCUAAAGGGCAUAAUGAAUUGGAAGGAAUGAGCAAGGAAGAGCAGGCAAGGGAAGAAAAUAUUAAUUUAGCCAUUCAGCCAGUGUUUUCAGCGCUACAAGCAAACCAUAGAGCCUUUAGUUAUUGCUUAGGCUUGGGAUCAGCAGUGAAGGAUUAGUGUGGAUGUGUGUGGGUGGGUGUGGGUGGGUGUGUGUGGGGGUGUGUGCGUGAGUGCAUGAGGCUGGCAUACCAGGAAGUGUAUGCAGUGUGUGUACUGAUUAUUUUCUCCACAGCUGUUUACCAGCUAUAGGGGUGAGUGCUAUUUUUUUUUUUUUUUUCCGAAAGGGGAUAUAAAAAUAAGGCACUGAGUUAAUGCAGUAUUUGUGAUAUGAAAAUUUGACCCCACAUGGUAUUUGCAUGAGUCACAAUUGCAAAGUAUUGACCAGUUUUGUAAGCUGACAAUUAGGAAAAGAAAUGUGGUAUUUAUUCUUGUGCUUUGUAUUUGUAUGUAGUAUAGAGGCUGUGGGUUUACUCUUUCUUAUCACCAAGCAAUACAGUAGGAAUAUUUUACAACUGGGAGCCAUAAUUUCUGGACUAGAAACCAAAACAUUUGGGAGGUGAUGGGGAAAAAGACACCAAAUAUUUUUUUCUCUAAAAAAUAGUCUUUGUUUUUUAUAAUCAGUUAUUAUUUUGACAUCUUUUAAAAAAAUCAUCAGCCAGGAUACUGUGUCCUCCCUAAGCCUUUCCUUGGUUUCACGACCUGCUGUGCUGUUUUAUCCUGAAACAGUGAGCUCAUUUAAAAUGAGUACCGAUACUGUGAACAUACUUCUGGUGCUUUUCUUAAACAAACACAGAGCUUGCAACCAAAUUAUUCACCACCACACCCUUCAGUUCCUCCGGCAUGUGAUUUCUGUCCAUGGACACUUACAAUUUUGAGGCUUAUUUUCAGGGAAAAUUAGUAAGUACAUUUAUACCUACCCAUUGGCUCAGCUCUUUCCAUUUUCUCUGUAAGUGCUACUGAAGAAAACAUGCUAAACCGAGAGUUCACUGUGAUGAGGGCAGUGAGCUUAUCUCAAGGAGAGGCGCCAUGGGGAGGCUCCAUGCCUGUGAAGGAAUUACAUACCUAAUGAAGGGGACUUGUUUUUCAGGCAGGGUAAUCAGGGGUGAUUCAUGUCUCGAGGUGGGUUGUUACCAUAUAACUGUAGGAAAAGCACCAACACCAGUGCAGCACUAGUGAGACCGUAUGUCGCGUAGCUGCAGAUGUGAGCUCCACGCACCCAUGUCAAGAAGAUUCCUUGCCUUUGGGGAGAGCUUGAGACAAGGAAAAAGAGGUUUUCUGAGAAUGGGAGAUGGCCUCUGUGGUGUGGUGGUCUUGCAAUAAAUGGCACUCAUCAGAGUUUUCCCCCAGUAUUUGUUCCUGAAAGCUGGGUCAACCCUGGACUGCCUUCCCAGGAGCUUACAUCUUUAUUUUCUUUAGUCUGUAGGCCUGUUUCUCCCUCCAGCUUUCUCACUGGAAGCCAGUGACAAUAAUCACCCAUCAUAAGGCAUCUUUUCACGCAUUGUUCUGUGUGAUAGGAGCAUUUGCUUUCAGCCCCUGCAACAAAAGUAUUUCAGUCCAAGAUAGACAGACUUUUCACCCAGCACAGUUUUUCUCUUCCAGAAAUUAUGGACAUUUACAGUCAGCAGCACAUUCAAUGCUGUGGUAACAAGAGUGAGAUGCAGUUUCCUUGCCUCUGUUAUUUCAUUUGCAUGCUACCAAGCUUAGGUGUUUAUAAGUAUAUGGCAGUAAUACAUAUCUAUCUAUAUAUGACUAUAUCAAAUGCAACAAAAGAGCACUAUUGCAGAGUUAACUUUGUCUCCACAAAAGAAACGCUCAGAUCCUUUCCCGUGGCAAAGACUGGUUUUAAUGAAACUGUGUAUUGAGAAAUAGUUGUUAAGCAUUAGCAUUUGUGAUUUUAAAUUGGUUUGGGAUUACAGUGCAGGUUUUCUGAACAGUUUGUUUUUAAAGCUGCCGAUUUGGGCUUCAUCUUGCUCUGUACUGACAUUUCUGAGGGAAAACAGAGUAGUAUUGACAUGUUUGGCAACCAAAAGGCAGCAUCUUUGUCAUGACUUGUCAACCAGUUUCAACAAUACCUGGCUUUCUGUAUGUUAACCACUUAAAUGUUAUCCUGCUUCUGUUUUAUAGUGACUGUGAGGCCUACAAUGCAAGUAUAUAAUUAUUUUCUCAUUAAAAUAGAAACCUGUGUUGUGUUUCUAUAAAA
Pseudopodoces humilis (Tibetan ground-tit) is the source of this 7738-nucleotide messenger RNA. It is a transcript of the gene PALM2AKAP2, whose product is annotated as PALM2 and AKAP2 fusion. Gene Ontology annotation, cellular component: membrane. NCBI's taxonomy places the organism in Eukaryota, Metazoa, Chordata, Aves, Passeriformes, Paridae. The record is from RefSeq and is a predicted model, not a curated record. Gene Ontology annotation, biological process: regulation of cell shape.